This is a messenger RNA of Daphnia magna, 727 nucleotides long. RefSeq lists its product as uncharacterized. The transcript has a single exon. NCBI's taxonomy places the organism in Eukaryota, Metazoa, Arthropoda, Branchiopoda, Diplostraca, Daphniidae. The record is from RefSeq and is a predicted model, not a curated record. The coding region runs from base 47 to 727 and encodes 226 amino acids.
UUUGCACUCUUUUUCAAGAGGAUGCCCGUCGUUGAGUGCCGUGUAUAUGUGUGCGCAAUCCCGUAUUUUAAAUAACGAUAUUAUUGAAAAAAUCGGUGUACCCAUGCGUGUUUUUAAACACGUUGAAAGACGAAGCCAAGGCGAAGAACUACUGGAUGUGUAUAGAAAAGUUCGUGCUGACAGAACACUGCCUGAUUUUACCGGAAACGUGAAUUUUAUGGUGAACCGGGAGAAAUACGAAGCAGUUAUGGCGCAUGCCAUUUUAGAAAAUGCAAAAGAAAACUACAAUCUGGUGCUUCGACCGUGGCAGUCAAAUGUUGUUCAAAUUGCUGGACAACAGUGUAACCGCAAUGUCCUAUGGGUGUGGGAUUACGACGGUAACUCAGGAAAAACCGAACUGGCCUGGUUUUUCAUGAUGAAAAUGAGAUACCAACUUUUAACGCCAGGCCGCAAUCAUGAUCUCUGUGGCCUUAUCAACCCUUUUGCAAAAGGAUACGUGUUUGAUUGCGCAUGGAACUCUUUCAGUUCGAGUGGCAUCAAAAGAGUUAAUGCAAUAUACGAGAUUCUGGAGGAUUUAAAAAACAAUUUUCUCGUUAGCGGAAAAUACAAAAGGUGUGAGAAAGUGACCCUCAACAACACAGUCAUCGUUUUCGCCAACCAGCUACCUAAUUUGGAUCGACUCAGCCUUGAUCGAUGGUUUUUUUUUUCACACAAAACUUGGGUAUAA